Messenger RNA from Triplophysa rosa, 18882 nucleotides. RefSeq names its product zinc finger homeobox 3b (gene zfhx3b). Gene Ontology annotation, cellular component: nucleus. Lineage: Eukaryota; Metazoa; Chordata; Actinopteri; Cypriniformes; Nemacheilidae. Gene Ontology annotation, biological process: regulation of neuron differentiation; regulation of transcription by RNA polymerase II; brain development. The transcript has 10 exons. Gene Ontology annotation, molecular function: DNA-binding transcription factor activity, RNA polymerase II-specific; zinc ion binding; RNA polymerase II cis-regulatory region sequence-specific DNA binding. The record is from RefSeq and is a predicted model, not a curated record. Bases 2754 to 14303 code for a protein of 3849 amino acids.
CAUUGAAAUAGUACAUUGCUUGUGAUAAUAUUUAUCAGCAUUAUGUAAACACUUUUUAAAUUUUUAAUGCACACAUCAGUCAAUUAUAAUUUGAAUCACACAUUACACGUGCAUUUAUUCAUUUUUUAAUGCAAAUCAUAUGUUGACCAUGGCAGUGCAUGACAAUGUGCCAGCAUAUGCGAACAGAUCCUGAUAACGAUUCGGGCAAAUUGUCUGGAAAAAAGUACUGUCACAGUUACAAGCAAAACAACAAAUACAACCAAAAAGUUACAUUUUAUAAUUUUUCAAUACACAUUAUGUAAUCGAUGAACGUAAGCCGGUUAGUUGCAUUUGGCAGGAUUAGGCCCCUUUAGAGUUAGUCAGUAGCGAAAGUGCUCCUUGAAAGAGGGUGCAAUUGUCGUUUCUUUAGUAAGAAUCAACAAUAGAAUUAUCAUGAGAAAGGACACUGGUCCGGGCUCAAAGGUCCGAUCUGGGGAUACACACUUUUGAUUCGGGAAGAGGGCGUUUUAAGUGACCACCAAGAGUACAGGAGAAUUGUUUUGGGGCAACGUGGAAAAAAAGCAGACCUGCAGAAACCCACCGAUCUAUACUACAGUAGUUACUAUUGAUCAAACGUCACCUCUUUGAACGCACGCGCUUGAAAGUUACACUACUUAUCGAGAAUUAUUUAAAAAAAAACACAGCAUGUAAGGCUUAGCAUGUCAUACAUGCUUCUUAUUAAAGGAACGAUUUACAUAUUUGUAAAAUUUGUAAUUAAAUAAACAGCACCUCCAUUCAAAUAAAUUUAGAUUGCAUAAAGAUAAUAACACCAUACCGAGCGUAUACGAUAGUGUUCAUAAUAUAUAGCAACGAAAUUACAAGACAACAGUGAGUACAGUGUUCAUUAAAGGUAAGAACUUCUGGUUUUACAUCGCACCCUCUUACUCUCUCUUCACCUAUUGUGUGUGUGUGUGAGAGAGAGAGAGAGGGAGAGAGGUACAGAAAGAAUUUCUUAUAAUAAGAUUUUUCAUAUACCUAAAAUGUUUUUCAAAUCUAUAUUUUUGAGUUUAAAAGAGUCUACUCCUAAAGCUAAUAUCAGAAACACAAUUUGUCUGAUCCUAUUUCUGCUCAUAUUAAAGCGACUACAGCGCAAACUAAAGCCUCCAUACAGUGUGUUUGAGUCUACCAGAAAAAUCUCACAUGAAUAUUAUCAAUUUGUCUAGCUAAAAAGAAAAAAAGGGAUUGCUUUUGGGCUGUGUAGUUAUUUGCAGUUUUCCCCUCUCUUGCAUGCACUAAUCUCAAUAUCUAACAUAAUGUGUCAGUAAGCAUAAACACAUGCGGUGUUCAGGUGUUUUAAUGCGAUGAAAAGGUCAGCUAUUAUUUAUUAUAACGAUUCAAAAUGGAUUAACACAAUAACAUGCAGCGUGUUGCUAACGUGCUAUUUUAAAGUCUUGACAAAAGACAGGCAGUUUAAAUUGAUCACAUAAAAUCCAAACACUUCCUAAAACACACACGUACGAUUGAAAACACUAUAUUUAACAUUACACUGUAUAAAUAUUUUUCCAGUCAUUUUGCCUAAGUUUAGCCUACAUACGUUCAGAGUCUCAGCAUUACAAGCAAUAACAGAUUUUAUAUCUAUAUCUAUAUGUUUAUGAUUUGUCAAUACGUACAGGCUACUUUACUCUUUCCUUUUACUCCGUGUAGUUAAACGUAAUAAUUUGCUUUUUGUUAGUGCUAUUUUCGGCAUGUUUGUUUUUUAUGUAGAAAAGUUUACCGUGCAUAUACAGUAAAAAAUCUCGAGUUCUUUAUGCUUUUAAAACAUUCAUAAUGAUAUACAGUUCUGUAUUAGUACAGUAAAGUCUUUCGUUUUUUUUUUAAGUUCGACAAUCCUAAAAGAAUUUAAAAAUAUAAAUGUUAUAAAUUCUGGAAUAUACGAUUAUUUUAAUAGGCUAAUCAAACCAUUUAGUAUGGCGAACUUGCUGAUUUUGUUAGUGCUCUAAACUUUCCGCCGACAACGCUGUUUUCGAGGUUAAAAUGUGUGUUCAUUUCAUUUCAUAAAGACACUCGGUUGGAUAAACAUACUUAAAAGCGCGUAUUUCUAAAUGCAAAAGUAGCGCCCGAAUAACACAAGCCGUGCAGCAGGGGCUGCGCGCUCCUACGCUAUUAACUUCCAGUGUCUUCUUUCUCAUCAAACUCUUACUUUGCGCUGUACUUAAUUCCAUAUUUUCAAUUCCCGAUCACUACUUUCCUCUUUUUCCUUCUCCAUCCAUCUAUCCAUCCCUCCCUCCCUCCUCUAUCUCCCUCCUCCCUCUCUCUCUCCUCGGCUCUCUGCUGAAUCUUAUUGAUCCAGAAGGUGGCUAAUUAGCCCUUCCCGUCGUGCCUGUGUAAUGAAGCACAUGCGCACUGAAUUAAUCACAGCCAUUUUUUGCAGGAAACUAAUUAGCAGGAAUAAAGAUCCAAAGAGUUUUUUUCUUUUCAAUCAUCAGAUCUCACUUUCGCCUCUUCCUCUCUCCCUCCAACACGAGACUCAUCGCCUGCUUUGCAUCCAAAUUAUUUUUAUAUUGCCUUUACAACUAAUACUCCGUUUUUUUGUACACUCUCCGCAACAACAAUGAUCUUUCUUUUACCCUCAUCCUAAACGCAAACUGACCAAAGGGGACUGCCUUGAUGGGAUCUUUAGCCAAAGCGUCUCAAUACUGGAUUAAAAAGCGAGGAUCUCAAAGCGGCAGCGAAACAUUGCCUGGAUGCGAUGAACGCCUCAUGUAGGCAUCAGCAUGGAAAGCUGUGAGUCUCCCGUGGUUUCUGGGACAGACGAUGGGCUUGGCUCCUCCGCCACCUCCCAGCAGCAGCACCAUCCACAACCCUGGAAAGAUCACCCAAACGCACAGGUCCCACCUUGCAACCAGCCUCCUUCAUUGGAGCCCUUGUCUCUCGCUGCACCCCACUCAGCCCAGCUCCAAAACCCCAAAGCGCCUCGUGAGGCUGAGAGAGAACAGCAGCAACAAACGCAGUCCCAGGCUACCAGCGAUAGCUCUGCUACCGGACGGCUGCACCCCAAAAUAAAGGGGUUGGAGGAGGACGAGCAGGAGGCAGUGAGCUGUGGAGAAGAGGACGAAGACUUGGAAGACUUGGACGACAUGGAGAUUGACAGCUGUUUUCCAAGUCUGCAGCCUUUUCCUGGCAUACCUAUGGUGCCAAGCGGAGGGGGCAUGCCCAUGCUCAUGCGGCAACAGCCCUCCCAUCGGAGUGGAGCCACAGAAAGUGGGAGCGAAGAAGGAGAGGAGGAGGAGGAAGAAGAGGAAAGUAGUGAUGUGGAAAACCUGGCUGGAGAGAUCGUCUACCGGCCUGAUGGCUCCGCCUACAUUGUGGAGAGCCUCAGCCAGCUGAUCCAAAGCGACGGGAGCAUAGAACCAGGGCUGCUCACUUCAAACUCUCUCCCCAGUGGGGGAAAGCCAGGGGAACCUGCUGGGACCUCCUCUUCGGUGUACCCUCAGAUUAUCAAUACGUUCCAUAUAGCUUCGUCUUUCGGAAAAUGGUUCGGCUCCUCAGACCAAGGUUUCCCCAAUACCUCAACCCUGGCAGGCCUCAGUCCUGUCCUGCACAGUUUCCGCGUCUUUGAUGUGCGGCACAAAAGCAACAAGGAUUACCUGAACAGUGACGGGUCCGCCAAGAAGUCCUGUGUUUCCAAAGAUGUUCCCAACAACGUGGAUUUCUCCAAAUUCGACGGACUGGCCCUUUAUGGCAAAGGCAAGCCCAUUCUCAUGUGUUUCCUCUGCAAGUUGUCCUUUGGCUACGCACGCUCCUUCGUCACGCACGCAGUCCACGACCAUCGCAUGACCCUGUGUGAAGAUGAACGCCAGCUCUUAGGGCACAAGCAAGCGUCUGCCAUUAUACAGGGCAUUGGCAAGGACAAAGAGCCACUCAUUAGCUUCCUAGAACCAAAAAAUAAGAACUCUCCUCCGCCGCCCACCCUAGUACCCAUGAACUCAGGCCAGAGCUUCUACGGCACGUUCAGCGGGGUUCAUUUAGAAGGUGGUGGCAAUAUUGAGGGAGGUGAAAGCCUCCUCAGCAAAGACUCAGAUUUGGGUCUCCAGCAACAAGCCCUUCUCACGUUGGGUGGCCUUGGCAGCCCCAAAACACUCUCCCUUACCUCAACCCCAGGCCCAGCCAAAGACUCCAGUGCUCUGUCCAUGCCACAGGGUAGGAGAACAGAGGGGUCUGUAGGAAAACAGGGGACUUAUAGAGGGGGGGAUAGGGAGGCAGGAACUUGCGAAAGCAAGGCCCUCCUUCCUGGUGAGGAGAUGGCCUCAGAGGAAGACGAGGAACUUCUUUUAGAAGAGGAGGAUGAAGAGGUUGAGGAUGAAGGCACUGCGGUGGCCUGUAGUGGAAGUAGCAACAGCGGUGGCAGAUUUGUGGGGGAAUCGGCUGUCUCAAACCAAAGCAUCUCCAAAUCUCCUUUAUUAAUGCCUAGUAGCGCUCUCCAGCCUUCUGCUUGUCUCUCCGCAGCCAGCCCUGCACUCAGCAGCAAAGCCUCUGCUUCCAUGUCCUCUUCCUCUAUCAGGGGGUCAGAGGAAGGGAUGGCUGCAGACGGUGGAGGGAGAACUUUAGAACUCCCUCUGAGCUUUAACUGCCAGGGGACCAUGGUCCCCAUGGCGAUGGCGGCUGCCGCCGGUAGAGGGACAGAAGAGGACGGAGCCGCAAGCUCCUUUGCGAGCACGUCCUCCCCUCUUGCCUCCAAUGCCGCCGCUGAGGAAAGUGCCAAUCGAGAUAGUGCCACAGCUCCUGAACCAAAUGAAUGCCCAGCAGAGGGAGAUGAGGACAACGAUGCCCUCCUCCAUCACCACCACCACCUUCACCACCCUCACCCGUCACCGAACUCCCACACGCAUCCCCAUCACGCAGUUCCUUGUGACAUGUCAGGAAUGGGUGAAUGCGCUCAGAACCACAGCAGCGGAGGCAGCGGAGUGGAGUGUCCGAAGUGUGAUACCGUCUUGGGCUCCUCGCGCUCAUUGGGUGGCCAUAUGACCAUGAUGCACUCACGUAACUCGUGCAAGACGCUAAAGUGUCCCAAAUGCAACUGGCACUACAAAUACCAGCAGACCCUGGAGGCCCACAUGAAGGAGAAGCACCCUGACUCUGGAGGCUCCUGUGGGUACUGCAGCAGUGGGCAGAGUCACCCCCGCCUCGCCCGUGGAGAGAGCUACACGUGCGGCUACAAGCCCUUCCGCUGCGAGGUCUGUAACUAUUCCACUACCACCAAGGGCAACCUAAGCAUCCAUAUGCAGUCUGACAAACAUCUCAACAACAUGCAGACAUUACAGAACGGGGGUUCUAUUCCUUCGGCUAGCGAACAGGUGUUCGGGCAUGCGCCCGGUGGGGUUGUGGCCAUUUCCUCUGCUGCCCAGGCCAGCGGUCAUCACCCUACUCACCACCAUCACCCAGCCCAGUCCUCCACCCACCACCAUCACCCAGCCCAGUCCUCCACCCACCACCAUCACCCAGCCCAGUCCUCCACCCACAUGGCAGGGCCCUGUGGUGCCCCCUCACCAACCAAGCCAAAAAGCAAGCCCACAUGGCGGUGUGAGGUAUGUGACUAUGAGACCAAUGUAGCACGUAACCUACGAAUCCACAUGACGAGUGAGAAACACAUGCACAACAUGAUGCUGCUUCAGCAGAACAUGACCCAGAUGCAGCACGGCCGGCUUGGUCUGGGGGCCAUGCCUUCACCCUCGGAGGCCGAGCUCUACCAGUACUACUUGACGCAGAACAUGAGCCUUCCGCCUGGCCUCAAGAUGGAUCCCUCGGGAGCUGAUGCCCAGUUCCUGUUUGGUGGUUUUCAUCUGGACCCCAACAUGGCAGCCCUGGCCCCAGCACUAGUUGGAGGGGACAUGGCCAUGGAUGUACGCCUGGGCGGAGGUCAGCUGGUCUCAGAGGAGCUGAUGACCCUCGGUGAGAGCCUAUCCCAGUCCAGCGACCCUUCCCUCAAACUCUUCCAAUGCGCUGUGUGCAACCGUUUUACAACCGACAACCUGGACGUGCUGGGUCUGCACAUGAGCGCCGAGCGUUCGCUCCCUGAAGAGGAGUGGAGAGCUGUGGUGGGCGACUCGCACCAGUGUAAGCUGUGCCACUACACCACGCAACUCAAGGCCAACUUCCAACUGCACUGCAAGACUGACAAGCACGUGCAGAAGUACCAGCUGGUGGCUCACAUCAAGGAGGGCGGCAAGGGCAACGAGUGGCGCCUCAAAUGCGUGGCCAUUGGCAAUCCCGUACAUCUCAAAUGCAACGCCUGCGACUACUACACAAACAGCCUGGAGAAGCUGAGGAUGCACACGGUCAACUCUCGCCAUGAGGCCAGUCUCAAGUUGUACAAGCAUUUGCAGCAACACGAGAACGCCGUGGAGGGCGAGUCCUGCUACUACCAUUGUGUCCUGUGCAACUACUCCACCAAGGCCAAGCUGAACCUCAUCCAGCACGUCCGGUCCAUGAAGCACCAACGCAGCGAGAGCUUACGCAAGCUGCAGCGGCUGCAGAAGGGUCUGCCCGAGGAAGAGGAGGAGCUGAGUGCCAUCUUCACCAUCCGCAAGUGUCCGUCUGCCGACACAGGAGAGCUGAGUGAGGAUGUGGAGGCUGCCAGUGAGAACGCCACAGAUCAAGAGGACCAAACCAAAGGCAGAGACAGUGGGGGGGAGAGGGAGCUCACCAAAGGGACAGCAUCCAGCCAAUCGGAGAGGGAACAGACGGAUUCUCCGGUCCCCUCCAAGCGCCCCCCCUCAAGGUCGGAGGCAUCGGAAAGCCCCCUGUCGUCUAAAAGACCCAGGACAGCUGAGAAAAGCAGUGGAGAGCAGAUGUACCAGUGUCCCUACUGCAAGUUCAGCAACUCAGAUCUGAACCGGCUAAGAAUGCACGUGAUGACGCAGCACUCUGUGCAGCCCAUGUUCCGCUGCCCGCUGUGCCAGGACAUGCUCAACAACAAGGUCCACCUGCAGUUCCACCUCACCCACCUCCACAGCGUGGCACCUGACUGCGUCGACAAGCUGAUUGCCACUGUGUCAGCAUCAGAAGUACUGCCUGCAAGCAUGUUCAUACCAGUCCCUGGACCAGACAGAGAUACUCAAAACACACCUCAGUCUUUGACCAACUCAAACUCAGAUGACACUAAAAAGCAAGCAGAUGUGGCAGAUAUUGAGUCUGAGAAAGGAGUUUGCCUGGCCACAGACACGUCUGAAUCUCGCAAGUCUCCUCUUGAGGAACAGCAGCCUUCAAAAGAUGAUUCCACUGCUUUUCUUUGUUGGAAAAAGGGCUGCAACAAAGUCUUCAAGUCCUCCAAUGCCCUUCAGAUGCACUUCAAUGAGGUCCACAAUAAAAGGCCCCAACUGCCUGUUUCUGAUCGACAUGUCUACAAAUAUCGCUGCAACCAGUGUAGUUUGGCAUUCAAGACAAUAGAGAAACUACAGCUCCAUUCCCAAUACCAUGUAAUCCGUGCAGCCACAAUGUGUUGUCUGUGCCAGCGGAGCUUCAGGACCUUGCAGGCACUCAAGAAGCAUCUGGAGACCAGUCACCUGGAGCUGAGUGAAGCCGAUAUUCAGCAGCUUUAUGGAGGUUUACUGAUGAAUGGAGAUUUAAUGAUUAUGGGUGAUCCAUCACUUGGAGAGGACCAGGGUGGUCUACUUGAUGAUGAUAAGGAAGGAGAAGAAAGCGACCCAGAGGAAAAGCAAAGUCCAACUGGCAGUGACUCUGGAUCUUUGCAAGAGGAUUCUGGAUCUGAACCAAAACGAGCCCUGCCAUUUAGAAAAGGCCCCAACUUUACUAUGGAGAAGUUUUUAGAUCCAUCCCGUCCUUUUAAGUGCACAGUCUGCAAAGAGUCAUUUACCCAAAAGAACAUCCUUCUUGUACAUUACAACUCUGUGUCGCACUUACACAAAGUCAAAAGGGCCCUACAGGAAUCCACCACUGGCCAGCCAGAACCAACCAGCAGCCCUGAUAAUAAGCCCUUCAAGUGCAGCACGUGCAACGUAGCAUACAGCCAGAGCUCUACAUUGGAGAUUCACAUGCGCUCUGUUCUUCAUCAGACCAAGGCCAGGGCAGCAAAGCUUGAAGCAGCCGGUGGCAGUUCUAGCUCCGUGAGCAGUAGUGGUCCAACUGGAAGCACUUCCAAUAGCACUUCAACCUCAAGCCCUGUUCCCACCACUAACUCGACCACCAGCAACAGCAGCAGUUCUCCGGCAGGAGCUCAGGCAGCUCAAGGCAUCCUAGGAGGUAACCAUCUGAGUCAUGCUCACAAUGUUGAGAAUUUUGGCAACUCUGCUUGUCAUUCCUCCCCUUCUGAGAAUCAUGAUGUUAAAAAGAAGAAAUUUGCAGAUAUCAUGUCCUCAAGGGGCCAUCAGCAGCAGCUUCAGCAACAACAGCAGCAGCUGGCCCAAGCUCAAGCACAGGCCCAAGCCCAACUCCAACAAGAGUUUCAGCAGGCCGCUCUUCUUCAGUCCCACCUCUUUAACCCUCUCCUCCAGCACUUCCCUAUGACUACAGAUGCUCUUCUCCCACUUCAGCAGCAGCAACUUCUCUUUCCGUUUUACAUUCCUGGGGCAGAAUUUCAGUUGAAUCCAGAAAUGAACCUAAAUAGCUCUUCACUGAACUUAAGUGCAUCUGCUGCUUCGCUGUUGGAGGAACAGAAAAACUCUGCCCAGCAGAGCUGCUUACAACAGCAGCUUCUGCAUCAUCACCUACAGCAACAGCACCAAGCCCAUUCCCACUCCCAGGGUUCAAGCCAAAUGGCUUUGCUUCAGCAGAGUGCUCUCUCUCACCCCGUAGACAAAAAAACAAAGUCAUCUCCUCACAGUGAGAAAGAAAGAGAACAUCCAAAGGAUAAAGAAAUUUGUGAUAAAGCAGAGGAUCAUGCCGCAAAAGACAUGUCAGACAAGUCCAAAGACAAGAAAGAGACUCCCCAAGCUGUAGCAAAUCUAAACCACGACUCUGGAUUUCCUCCUCCAAGGAUUGCAUCAGAUGCUCGUGGAAAUGCCACUAAAGCCCUGUUGGAAAAUUUUGGAUUUGAGUUGGUAAUUCAGUACAAUGAGAACAAGCAAAAAGCACAAAGAAAGCCAACCGGAUCUUUAUCUGGAUCCAGUGGGUCAGCUGGUAUCACCAGAGUGGUUGACCCCAUUGAAGGAUUAGAGAAGCUGGAGUGUGAGACCUGCGGGAAGCUCUUUUCCAACAUAUUGAUUCUGAAAAGUCAUCAGGAGCAUAUCCACCAGGCUUUCUUUCCUUUCCGAUUUCUAGAGAGAUUUGCCAAAGAGUACAGAGAACAAUAUGACAAGCUGUACCCACUGAGACCUCAAACACCCGAUGCUGCUACUGCUCCACCACAGCCUCCUCCACCCCCACCUCCCCCGCCACCUCCUCAAAGGGUACCAACACCAAAUAUACCUGUUACUACUUCUACCCUCACACCACCAACUUCUUCAACCCCACAACCCCCAGUUCCACUGCCUCAAAUUCAAAUGUCAAUGGAUCUCCCUCUCUUCUCUCCACUCAUGAUGCAGUCAAUGUCACUGCAGUCACUACCGUCUCAGAUUCCUGCCCAACUGCCAGCUGUGGAGCCCAGUCUUGCCACUGAUCUGGCCCAUCUCUACCAACAGCAGCUUACCCCCGCCAUGCUGCAGCAACAGAAUAAAAGACCCCGCACCCGCAUCACAGAUGACCAGCUAAGGGUGCUUCGCCAAUAUUUUGACAUCAACAACUCUCCAAAUGAGGAACAAAUAAAGGAGAUGGCAGAUAAAUCAGGACUCCCUCAGAAAGUCAUCAAGCACUGGUUCCGUAACACACUUUUCAAAGAGCGUCAGCGAAACAAAGACUCUCCUUAUAACUUCAACAAUCCUCCAAUUACCACUCUGGAAGAAACCAAAAUUGAUUCAAAGCCACCCUCACCAGAGCCCCAAAAACAUGAAUCAUAUGGAAAUAAGAGGUCUUCAAGAACGAGGUUCACAGACUACCAGUUGAGGGUACUGCAAGAUUUCUUUGACGCUAAUGCUUAUCCUAAAGAUGAUGAAUUUGAACAAUUGUCCAAUCUUCUGAGCCUACCAACACGAGUCAUUGUUGUGUGGUUCCAAAAUGCCAGACAGAAAGCUCGCAAAAACUAUGAAAACCAAGGAGAUGGAGGGAAAGAUGGCGAUCGCCGAGAGUUGUCCAAUGAUCGAUACAUUCGCACGACCAACUUAAACUAUCAGUGCAAGAAGUGUAGCCUAGUUUUCCAGCGUAUAUUUGAUCUUAUUAAACACCAAAAGAAGCAUUGUUACAAAGAUGAAGAGGAAGACGGACAGUAUGAUAGCCAAAAUGAGGACUCUCUUGAUCUCUCACACGAAUACUACACACCGUCUGGGUCAUCAGGUCAGACACCAAUGCCCUCAUCAUCAAGCCUGUGUCCUCUUCCUCCCUCCACCUCUACAUUCUCUCACAUGACAUCCAAUGAAAACGAGGAGCCGAAACCUGCUAACACAUCAAACUCUUUUGAUGAGAAAUCGAAACACUCUGCAGAAGCAUCAUUGGGUCAAAAAGAGCAGCCAUCUUUGAAACAAGAAACCAGUCAUCCAUCUGAGAGCCUGCAGCAGAGGCUGCAAAGAGAGGAGAAAAGUCAUACAGUCCCAAAGAAUUCCAAACGUUCUUCACCUUCCCUCUCUCAACAGCAACAGCAUAGUGGUGGUCCCUCUGUUUCGCAUACAAGUCAGACCUCCCAGAGUUCCCAAAUGGCCCUUAAUGCCCAUUUAGUAUCUGCCUCCCAGCAGCAGUUGGCCCAACAAAUGAUCCCGUACCAGUGCGAACAGUGCAAACUUGCCUUUCCUUCAUUUGAGCAUUGGCAAGAACACCAGCAGCUUCAUUUCCUGAGUGUCCAAAAUCAGUUUAUUCAUCCUCAGUUUUUAGACCGCCCAAUGGACAUGUCCUUUAUGUUAUUUGAUCCUAGUAAUCCUCUGCUGACUAGCCAGCUCCUUGCAAGUGCAAUACCACAAAUGUCCAGCAACUCUGCCACCUCUCCAUCAACUCCUACAUCCACAAUGAACUCCUUAAAGAGGAAGUUGGAGGAAAAGGCUGGAACUAGUCCAGGAGAAAGUGAUAGCAUGAACAGUGGAGAGGAGCCACAACGAGACAAGCGACUCCGAACCACCAUUACACCCGAGCAACUAGAGAUUCUAUACCAGAAAUAUUUGCUUGACUCUAAUCCCACUCGUAAAAUGCUUGACCACAUUGCUCAUGAGGUGGGGCUUAAAAAACGGGUGGUGCAGGUAUGGUUCCAAAACACAAGAGCUAGAGAAAGAAAAGGACAAUUUCGGGCUGUCGGUCCCGCUCAGGCCCACCGGCGUUGCCCAUUUUGUCGAGCCCUGUUCAAGGCUAAAACUGCUCUUGAGGCCCACAUUCGUUCACGCCACUGGCAUGAAGCUAAACGUGCUGGUUACAAUCUGGCACUUUCUGGUAUGUUACCUGAACAAGAGGUUAUGCAGUUGAAGAUGGAUCCUCUAGAUAUGUCUAGCUACUCUCAUCUUCCCCAUUCCAGCAAUGAUGCCCAAUGUUCAUCGCUGUCACCUGUGAGCAAAAACAUGGACUUGUCCCCUAGAGCUCUUCUGAGCCCAACAUCUAUCAAAGUUGAAGGGGGAGAAGAGUUCGAAAGCCCAACUAUUUCCUCAGUAAACACAAACUUUGAUCAAAAUAAACUCGAUAAUGAUGAUUGUUCAUCGGUGAACACAGCCAUCACUGAUACUACCACAGGUGAUGAAGCAAAUGUUGACAAUGACAGUGCUGAUGCAAAGCACAGCCACAAUAGUGGAGACUAUUUGUCUAAAUCUGGGGGUGCAAUCCCCUCUAUUGAGAAUGAUGAGCAGAUGUCAUCAGGACUAGUGAGUCCCGCAACAAGCUACUACACAAAAGACUUUGAAAAUGAAAAUAUCAUAGAUUAUAGUGAAACAUCUAGUCUGGCUGACCCAUGCUCACCAAGUCCAGGGGCUUCUGGAAGUAGAAGCAUCGAUAGUGGAGACAGGCCUGGUCAAAAGCGCUUCCGUACACAGAUGUCUAAUCUUCAGCUGAAGUUGCUCAAGUCUUGCUUUAAUGAUUACAGGACUCCCACCAUGCUAGAGUGCGAGGUACUUGGCAAUGACAUUGGACUUCCAAAGAGAGUUGUUCAAGUCUGGUUUCAGAAUGCUCGUGCUAAGGAAAAGAAGGCUAAGCUCAGCAUGGCCAAACACUUUGGUAUCAACCAGACAUCUUAUGAGGGACCCAAGACAGAGUGCACGCUGUGUGGUAUUAAAUACAGUGCUCGGCACUCAGUGCGGGACCACAUAUUCUCUCAGCAACACAUCUCCAAGGUAAAGGAUACCAUUGGAAGCCAGCUCGAUAAAGAGAAAGAGUACUUUGACCCUGCGACGGUUCGUCAGCUAAUGGCUCAACAAGAGAUGGAUCGUAUCAAGAAAGCCAAUGAGGUCCUGGGACUAGCGCAACAACAAGCCAUGCAGCAACAAGGGAUGUUUGACACAUCUGCUCUGCAAGCCUUGAACCUUCAGUCAGGUUACCCGAAUCUACAGGGGAUUCCCCCUGUUCUCCUGCCAGGUGUUGGUGGUCCAUCCAUACCAGGCUUUAACUCAUCAAACUCAGCUUUAACCCCACCCAAACCUCCGAACCUCCUGAACAUGCCUGGUGCCAGUGUACCCUCUCCUAGUCUCCCUACGUCUGGUUUACCCAACAAGACCCCUUCAUCCUCUUCCUUGGCUUCACCCAGCCCAGCUCAGGCCAGUACGUCUGUUCCCCACUCAAGCCCUACAUCUACAUCAAACUCUUUGACAACGCAGCCGUGCACCCGCCCUGAUUCCCACAAAGGCCGCAACUCCGAGAGGGCCAGAGAGAAAGAGAAACCCAAGGAGAAGGCCGAAAAGCCUCCCACCCCAUCCUCAGCUGGCGGAACUCCUGCUCCCUCCACUUCUGCUGCCAGUGCCAAGAAAGAAAAACAAGACUCGGCUGUUCCGGCCACAUCGAUGCCAACGCCCGGUAUGGAGUACGUGGUCGAUACAGCCCAACUUCAAGCUCUGCAGGCCGCAUUAGCCUCCGACCCAACAGCUCUGCUAACAAGCCAGUUCCUGCCCUACUUCAUGCCAGGCUUCUCUCCGUAUUACGCCCCUCAGAUACCAGGUGGAUAUCUUCAGCCCAUGUAUGGCAUGGAAAGUCUUUUCCCCUACAACCCAUCUUUAUCGCAGGCCCUGAUGGGAUUAUCGCCGGGAUCUUUGCUUCAGCAUUACCAGCAAUAUCAGCAGAGCUUGCAGGAGGCCCUUCAGCAGCAGCAGCGACAGCUUCAGCAGAUUCAGCAACCCAAGGCAAGCCAAACCGCAGCCCCCUCACAGAACUCGGUGGAUCGUAAGGACCCUGCCAAAGAUCCGGCGAAAACGGAGGAGCAGAAGAGCUCUUCCUCAGCUGAAACCUCUUCCGCUCACAAAAACCCAGCCGCUGAGCAGCACAAAGUGGACGACAAAGGUGCAGACCCCCCUCUCGACCAAUUUAUUGUCCCCAAAGUUCAAUACCGGCUGGCGUGCCGCAAGUGUCAAGCUGUCUUCAGCAAGGAGGAAGCGGCUAUCAGCCACCUCAAGUCAAUUUGCUUUUUCGGUCAGUCUGUGGCAAACCUGCAAGAGAUGUUGCUUCGGGUCCCCAACAGCGGGAACGCGGCGGAGCGCGGCCUCUACGACUGCCUCGCCUGUGAGACCACUCUAGAAGGGGACAAAGCGCUAAGUCAACACCUGGAUUCAGCCUUGCACAAACACAGAACAAUCAAGAGAUCCAGAAAUGCCAAAGAGCACGCUACUAGUUUAUUACCUCACUCUUCAGCCUGCUUCCCCAGUCCUAACACCGCAUCUACCUCGCAGUCUGCCACUCACUCAAACAACACCCCAUCCCCUCCGCCAACGACGUCAGCCACCACGCCGUCCUCAUCUUCAUGCACCCCCACCACCUUCACGGCCUCCCCCCUCAACACGACGGCUGCAGGCAAACCCUGGUCCCAGGCCCCUUUCUCCAGAGCUUUAGCUGGGAAGCCCCACGUCCCCUCUUCUUCGUUGUCUUCGUUUGCUCCAGUUUCCUCUCCUUCAACGGUUACCUCAAGUUCAUUGAGCACCUCAGGGGUCCAGACCUCGAUACCAACAGACGUCUUUACCGACGAGUCUGACUCUGACAGCAGUCAGAAGUCAGCGGACAGGCUGGGCAGGCCGGCAGAGGAGCCACAACAGCCUGGCUGUCUCAAAGACAGCAGUAGUUGUAGUAGUAACCUUGCUAGCGUAGGAUCGGACUCCAUCAGAUUGUAACAGCUUUCAGUGACAAACAAUGUGAAAAAAGGAAAAAAAAAACACAAGACAAAAGAGAAAACAUGAGAAAAAAAAGAACAAAAACAAAAAAGCAGCAAUGUUUAAAAUGUUUAAAAGUAUACAAACCAAUUUCAGAAAAAGAUGUGUAAAGACUAACUGCAAUUCCAAAGCUUGUAACCAAAAAUUUUAAUGUUAGUGGAUUGUUUUCCCAUAUCAACAUGCUGGUUUUAGUUUAUUGCAACUCUUAAUAUAUAUAGAUACACAUAUAUACGUAUAUGCAGUAUAUAUAUAAAUGAAUAGAGGAGAUCACAGCAGCUGGUGGAACAGCCUCAAACUUAUUUUAACGGCCCCACGACCCUCUAUACGAAGAACGAGUCGACAAGUUGUUCCUUGUAAUAGCACAGUCACAUAAAACCAGUAUGUAGCGUAUGGGAGAAUAGUCUUACAGUUUUCUUGCUAUCUAACCAUUCAAAUACCAAUGGCUUGCUAAAGAAAAGAAAAGUAAUGUAAUGUCUAUUUUAUUCUCAGGUCAACAGCUCACAACCUUUUUGUGUUACAAAAAGUCAUUAUUUUAUUCAUUUUGUUCUAAACAAAUGAUAGACGUUUCUGUUUUUAUAUGAUUUCAUUGGCAGAAAGUAUUCAGAAAUGAUACGAACUCAAAGUUUUCUGGGCAUUCAAUGAGUAGCUGAAUUGCUGGUUUUAAACCACCUUAAUUUUUUUUUUACGGGAGAGUUACCGAUCCCAUUUUACCCAGACACGAAAAGCAUUGCAGACUGGUGGGGGAAAAAGAUUUUUUUUACGAAAAAAACUUUCUGUAUUUAUGAUAGAUAUAUACAUUUUUGGUGUUAAGUAGAUUGUUGCAUUGGAAAUGAAUUUAAACAGUAUGGUAGAUUGGAAAAUCUUUGUGUACAUUUAGCUUUUGUAUCGUCCAACUUUAAGGCGCUUCAUUUGAUGUUGUCUUGGUCAUUCCAAUAGACUAGAAUAAGGAGCAGGAAACGAUCUGUUUGUGUCAAAUUCUCAGCUUCUUGGUUUUCGUUCUCCCGGCUCUAUCUCUCACCUGUGGUUAGACCCAAGAGAAUUCUGGGCUGUCUUUUUUCUUUUUUUUUGUUACCUUAGUGCACUUACCACUGUCUGACUCUCUCUAUCCCUGUCUGUGUUUUCCGUACUCCCCUGCCUUUGUGGAUUUGAGCACUACAAAGCAGAUACUUGUUCUCAUGUAGUGUGGCUGCAGUCUGCUAUAGGCUUUGUUCUUUUCAACGUUUUGUUAUGUACGAUAAUGAAAAAGAAUAAUAAUAAUAAUAAUUCUCACGCUUUAAAACGAAAAGAAAAUCCAAAGACUUAACACUUUCACCAUUGGUGCAUAAAGAUGAGAAGAGGCUUCUUUAUACUUGAGAAUUUGUUGCUGUUUUUAAGGAAAGGAAACAAAGUUUUAAAAUAAAAGAAGUACGCGUCGGAGUUGCCGUUUUUGCUCCUUCGCGAGCAGACAGGUGCCGCUUUACGUCAAAUACUAAGAAAACCAAAAAUCUCAAAGGGCCCCUGUCCUUGCGUUGUGAAGUAGCACCGUUACAGAGCCAUUGCAGUUUGUAAGAUGGAGGUUUUGUUGAAGUUUUCUGUCACACAUGAAAUCCAUUUUUUGUUUCGAUUUCUUUUUUGUAAAAUAUGUACAAGGUCUGGUCUUUGAGGACAUAUGUUUUGCUGCUAAUGUAGAUUUGGAAAGGAAGAAUACCUAGAUGCAUGCUCCUUUUGCUUUUUGGCUAAGCUUUAACGAACGAACGAAAAAAAGAAAGAAACCAACAAUAAACCCUUUUCCCGCCCUCGUGACAUCUUUUUCCCUUCUUGUUGCAAAAGCGGAACUUUUGAAGACUGUGAAUUUGUGUUCCAAAGGACAUUUUAGCUUUCGUUUCAUUUUCGAACAGACCAAUGUUUAAAAGCCAGUGAUCUCUGAUGUUUGUAAAAAUAACAGUGCAUUCCAAAUACUACACCCGAGUUUUCGUUUCUUAAGCAAGGACUGUUCGUUUUUAUUCAAUUCGAGUAUUUUAUCCCGUUUCUAAGGUGACUCUAAGCCGUUGUGUUACUCUGCCAUGAUGGAUUGCUGAACAUCACCUCUCGAUUCCCUCGCUCCCAUUAUGAUGUUUUGAGAGUAAACCGAAUCCCUGCAGUCAUUGAAGGACUUUACUCACUUGAACUAGAUCGCAAAGUCGUAGUGGUUACCAAAAAUGUACAUAAACUGCAUCCUGUUUGAUAGUUACGUAUCUCACUGGUCUCAUGUCAUCGUGCAUCGUAACGAGUCUCAGAACGAACGUAGGGAGUUCGGCUUCUGCAGGGUGUAAAUCCAUUUUCACGCAUUAUAUAUGUGUGUUGCAGGUCUGUAAGGAGCAUCUUCAUUCCAAAGCAUCGUAAGAGUGGGAAAAACAAGAUUUGUUUUAGAUGUCCCUUGUUUUGCAUGGUGAUGAGGUAGAAUUCUGCCUUCUUGUCCAAAGACGUCUUCACUCCAAGUAAUUGCAAUGGAAUCAGUCCCCAUCCAGUCAUGAAUUCAGUUGCUUUUUAUUCCCCCUCCCAAACCGAGUCUAGAAGCUUUUGGGGUGCACAAACGUAUAGCAAGCGUAUUUGGCUUUAGUGACACAUUUCCACACAUCGUCUUGCAGAACAAUUCGAUUUGGUGUUCUUCGGUGUGCAUGCUUUUACAAUUGGGUUCAUUUGAACUGCAAGCCCGCCAUUGCUCUCAAUCAAUGUUAUUUUUAAUAUUGUACCUAAUUAUUUUUAAGAAUUCUAAUAUUGUAUAGUUUAUUUUUGAAUGCUUUGCAUUGUUUUGGUCUCAAAUAAUAUGUUUAUGGUUAUAACUGUAUAUUUUAUUUUAUUUUCCUUUGUUUUAUAUUUCUAAAUUAAUGCCAGCUUUAAAUCUCACCUACUUGUUUCCUGUCAUUCUCUGGCCACUUUAUGGUGUUACAAUGUUUCAAUAUCUGUUCGUCUCAACACGGUUGUAUCUCUCGCUUCCAAAGUGUUCUGGUUUUUUAUGGGCUCUCGAGUGGGGCAGAUUUCCUCACAGUUGUUUCAGCCAGCAUGGACUUUGUAUGCGUGUGUGUGUGUGUGUGCGCGUGCGUGCGUUUCAUAAGAGCCAGCAUCAGUCUGAGUUUUUAUACUUGGUAUUCUAUUUUUUACUUUUGUUCCGCACCAAAACAAUAUUGAACUGCAAAGCUGUAAAGUUGUGAAGAUUUUGAAAAAUCUCAACACAAUAACAUGUAAUGUGGUGAUAGAGGAAAGCACUGAGCUGUUGUUAUUAUUUUAAAGAAAAGAAUGUGGCCAAAGCUUCAUGCAGUUGAAAAGAAAAACACAAGUUCAGUUGGUGCCCCCGAUGAGUGUAUAUUUAUUGUGCUUGAUCCAAAACGUGGCAGAGAUCCAUCGACUCUCAUUGGGAUACUUGAUUUUUGCGAAAGGUUUUGCUGUAGAGGUCAUCGUUUUGCCCACUGUGAAAAUAAACAUGUAUACAGAUAUAGAUAUAUUUAAAGAAGACAUCAACACUUUUCUUUGAAAUGUCAAAGAAGGAAAUUAAAGAGAACUGAACUCUGGGAAUCUCGAGAGAUGUCAUUGAGAUGUCUAAGAAGGCUGUCGGCACACCAAAACUGGGCAUGGGAGCCAAAGGCAGGGUAAACACGGCCCGGAUAUCAAGUCGUUAACUUUGUAUGUCGACGGGAGUGGACUCUACGACCAGUGGACAUACGUGACGCCGAGAGGAAUCUAUCUGGGUUUAAGCUCGACUCCUUUCGUCUCUCUCUGGUUCUGCAUCUACUUGGACAUUUUCUGCACUUCUGAAAGGGACGGACACUCGCUUACGUCGUCUCCCAGUUCACAGUGUUGCUACCCGUUUCAUUUCCUCCUGCCCGAUUCAGUGACUGACACGCCGCGGUUCCUCCGAUCGGAGAGCGGAGUUCCAUCAAACCAUAAAGAAUGACUUUACUGAUCAAGGGGAGGGGAUUCUCUUGGGUGUCAUUCCUAAGGAAGCAGACGAACACAAAAAAGCGAAUCAACCAAAAUGAAUAACCAAACUAACAAGCAACCAAACGAAAAACCAUUUGCUCCAGUUUCGAGGAUGAACUGCUACUGGAGCUUCCUGUUCCUUUUGUGGCUCCUGGUGCCACAGCAUUUUUGAAGCUUUUUGUGUUUCCUUAUUUCUUGGUUCUCUUUUGUUUCUCCUUGAAUUAUUCCUCCUCCGAGCCUCGCAAGCACGGCUCUGUGGCUCCAGGUAGCCCAUCCGAGGGUAGAACUUACAGCCUUGCAAUGUACAAAAAGAGCAAGUUAAACCAAAAAUGUUGUUCUUGAUGUCUUUUCUAUACUGUAGUCUUGUUAGCUUUUUGUUACUGUAAUUAUAUGAUGAAGAUUUCCAAACUGUACCAAAUUACAUGGAGACUAACAUACAUACACCACAUGGAACUUCAGACUUUUAAAGAGAAACUUUUGUCACAAAAACCUUGUUGUCCUAGUUAAGUUGAUUGUAGAUGGUAAUUGAAUAUACUCCUUUGAAAAUAUUUCAUCAAGUAUGUUUCUUGCUCAUUGUGAUACAUUAAAAAGUAUGAGCAUAAAA